This is a messenger RNA of Emiliania huxleyi CCMP1516, 762 nucleotides long. RefSeq lists its product as hypothetical. The transcript is spliced from 3 exons. Gene Ontology annotation, molecular function: protein binding. The coding region runs from base 1 to 762 and encodes 253 amino acids. The record is from RefSeq and is a predicted model, not a curated record. NCBI's taxonomy places the organism in Eukaryota, Haptophyta, Isochrysidales, Noelaerhabdaceae.
AUGGUGACCGUGCUCGGGAUGCCAGGGCAGGCUGGCGGCGAGUGCGCAGAGCUGCUAUCCUUCAAAGGCCACAAGGGCUGGGUCGGGAACGUCCAAUUCGCAGGCGACCAGCGGCUGCUCAGCGCCGCAAACGACGGGCAGCUGGUGCUGUGGGACCUCUCCAAGGCGCGCGGCGGGCGGCCUCGGCUGAUCUCGCAGCUGGAGCCGCAGAGCGGUGGCAUCUUUGCGAUGCACGAGGCGGGCGGGAGGGUGCUGACAGCCUCCAAAGACGGCACCGUCGCGCUCAGCAUGCUGGCGGACGACUGCCUCCGCCCGGGGGCCUCGUGGGACGAGCUGCACAGCGGCGUCAUCAAGUCAGUCUGCUGGCGCGACGGCAACGUCUUCGCCUCCGCAGGCCGCGGAGGCAAUCUGCGGGUGGUGGACCCGCGAGCGGGCGACCCGUCGGCAGGGCUCCUCCUCUCGGCUGGCUACGACCUGCAGAUCAAGCUGUGGGACGCUCGCGCGCCGUCGCGGCCGCUGCACACCUUGCAGGGACACGUGGCACCCCGGGUGGCGAGGCAGAAGGGGAUCUUCCAGCCGCAGUUCUGUGCGGGCGGGCGGUACGUCGUCGCCUCGGGCGAGGGCAGCGAGGCCCUCUCCCUCUACAGCGCCGAGAGCGGCGCCACGCUCAGCCGGGGCAGAAUCGGGUGUACCGCAUCCACGCUCUCCUGUGUGAGUGUCCUCUUGUGGCCUAACUCGGCUACUGCCGCCGCUGCGGCGUAG